Molecule: messenger RNA, 894 nt
Organism: Ananas comosus (pineapple)
Lineage: Eukaryota; Viridiplantae; Streptophyta; Magnoliopsida; Poales; Bromeliaceae
Product: leucine-rich repeat extensin-like protein 5
Exons: 2
Coding region: 1-894 (297 amino acids)
Source: RefSeq, a predicted model, not a curated record
AUGGCCGGCCUGGCCAUAAAGGAAUUACUUGCUUCCAUGCUGUGGGCACUGCGGUGGAAUAUGGGGACCACAGCAGAUCACACAAUAUGGAGCCUGACGACGAUCAGAACCUCCACGCUGCGCAGAAGAGUCGCGCCCUCGCAACUAGCCCCUCGGCACCUCCCCCACAUUCCCGCUGCCACCCUUGCGCACCCCCGCCACCUGAGCACACCGCCUGGCGCCGAUCUCUCCUCUCCACCCACUCUCAACAUCUUCUCCAUCUCGUCUCCCAAUCCUCCUCCUCUCGUGUGGAAAGGCCCCGGCUGGCCUCCACACGACCCUCCCCGGAUCGCACCGUGCUCGCUGCGACCGUCCCCCGCCGACUCGCGCAGCGCCCCCCCGGUGCCCGCGCUGCGCUCCUGCGGCUGCUGCACCCCAGGCCGAUCCUGUGGACGGGUUCCACAAGCCGCUCUAGCGGCGCCCCUAUCCCGGCCUAGAACACCUCAUUUCGACUCUCCGUGCCCGGCGCCCUCCCCGCGCGGCGCCCCCGACGCCUGCGUCGCAUGUGCCUCUUCGGACCAGCCGCCGCCCAAGCCGAGCCGCAUUGAUUCUGUCGUCUCGUUCCACGCCCUAGGUCUCACCCCGCCGGCUCGAGGCUUGCCCGUUCGCUUCCUCCCCCUCUGCCUUGGACCCAGCCGCAGACUCCCCGACCUCCCGCCGUCGCCGGCCGAAAACCACCCGACCCCGAGCUCUCCCUCUGCCGGCUGUCGUUGCUCCGCCCGACGCCGCGCGCUUCUCGUCGCCAACACGAGCGUAGCACGUCCUUACCUCUCCCCCGGCACCCGCUCCCUGCCCCGCCGCGGUCCGCUGCCAGCCUGGAACCUGCCGCGCAAGUUCCCGGCAACCCCGAAAUAG